AUGAACGGGCAAUCGAUCGGCGCAUGCCUUCCGGCGUACCUAACGCAGCCAGGGACGCAGUUCUAUCUUCUUCCAGACUUCAACGAAGGCAUAUCAGUUCAAUCAAUGCUGGCAUGGCUGCCCUUUUAUUCGGAGACGGACCUUGCCAGAACAGUUGCGGUUACGCCGUCAAAUUCUCUCUACAUGAAGCUCUGCGGAGACCCAGGUUGGCGUCUCGUUGCGUUGGGGUGGCUUCCUCGAGGCCUAGAACCCGAGUACCUCCUACCAAGUCCCGUCGGUCGUUGGAACCCUGAGGGCGGCCUGGAGGCGCGUCCGACCCCUGCUGAGGGCGUCAUGGGAUGGUUCAGUGGGCUAGGCAGAGAAGGUGUCGGUGACACCGCGUGUCCACUCGAAUUUGGUCCGGAGACGACCGCGGACGAGAGAGCACGAGAGGGUGAGGAGGGUGCUUGCAUGCAGCUGGAGACGCUGCCUCAGCGCGACUAUCUGGACCACCCGCGCGCUCAAGCUCCCGAGAUGGUGCUUGAGGUGCCGUACGACUGCGUGUCGCUGCCCUCCGCUCUCGCUGAGCGUGAUAUAUCCUCCCCAGACGAGCCCGCCUUCCCAGCGGAUGCUCCGAUCGGCGUGAAGAUUAGCAUCUGCCUUUGGCUGGAAGGUGUUCAGUCUCCACGCACACUCGAGGGCGGGUUCUCCUCCAAGCAGCAUCGCGUGCGCAAGGGGGACAAAAAGGGCCGCCCGAUCACCCGCGCGAAGCUGGCUCGUCUGGUAGCCGCCGACGUCUUCGAGUUCAUGGUGCGCCGUCUUACCUCGCUCACAUCCGCAUACUCUCCCAACCAUCCUUCACAGACACUCCAUAAGGUGGUGCACAAGGGCGAGGUCGUCGCAUUCGAGCAGGUUUGCUUGAAGAAGGUGUGCCUGAAGUCGAAGGCCACCAUCCAGCCCGUUUUGUGUCUCCGCCCGUCUCCCGUCGACACAGGCCCCACCGCCAUUCUGUGCUCGGUCCAGUAG
Messenger RNA from Trametes versicolor FP-101664 SS1, 1005 nucleotides. RefSeq lists its product as uncharacterized. NCBI's taxonomy places the organism in Eukaryota, Fungi, Basidiomycota, Agaricomycetes, Polyporales, Polyporaceae. Bases 1 to 1005 code for a protein of 334 amino acids. The record is from RefSeq and is a predicted model, not a curated record. The transcript is spliced from 6 exons.